UGUCUUUUCUUGUUUACAUAGCAACAGACUAGAAGUACCAGUGAUGAUGUCGGGGGGCAAAUCUUAUUGUUAAUGAGAAUCAGAUUCAGUACACUGCAUUUAGCUGGUUAUUAAACAUGAUCGUCACAGUGUGAUAAUGAGGUAAAAGCUGCCGCAUCCCGCUACCGCUGUAAGCUGGGGAGACUUAGCUAGGGUUAAAAGUAGGUCGAUCUGUUCUUCGAAAAAUGUCUUUUCAGGAGUCACCCCGUCCUUCAGAAGAGGAGGAGGCUUUCUACAUGCAAUGCAGAGCUGCGUAUCUAGCUGUGUUCACAUCUAGUUUGACAAAUAUCACUUCGAAACAGCAGUUAUGUCGCGUUCUUCAGCAGGCUGGUAGAAAUCCGUCCUGUGCCACUCUCAAUAAAUAUUGGACUGCUACAACAUCUAAGCUGAACUUUGAUGACUUUUGUGAGAUUCUCAAGCGUGAGAAGAAAACUGAGGAAAGCGAGCUGAUGAGAGUUUUCAAAAAGAUGGAUGUGAAUGGUGACGGCUACAUCACACACAGUGAACUGGAGAAGGCCUUAACCACUAGAGGAGAGAAAAUGACAACAGAGGAGGUGAAUGCUAUCUUCUCAUUAGCUGACCUCAACAAGGAUGGCAAACUGGACUAUGGAGAAUUCUGCAGAUUGUUUGUGUCUACAGUAGAGCAGUGUCAAACUGCUGCUUUGGAGAGACUUGAGGCUGAUGCCAAACUGAAGAGGCUGAACUUUGGCAGUCAAUCAUACAGCCCGCCAAAGAGCUCCGUGUCAUCAGCACCAUCAGCGGCAGCAACUAAAGUGGCAGCAACUCAACGAGCAGACUCAGACGCAGCACCAAAGAAAGACGUCCGAUCAUCUUCCCGGCCUUCUUCAGCUCGCAGCAGACGUUCGUCUCUGUCGAGCUCAAUCACGAUGACAUCCAGCAGCAGUAAAGUCAACAAAAUCCCAGAGCCUUCAGGUUUACAGGAUUGGCAUCACAGUUUUAUGAAAGGAGGCUUCUUUUUAGAAGACGAUGGGGGUAUCAGCUCUCUGCAGUACCAGCUCCAUGUCCCCCACACAACAACCGUCUACCUAACCAUCCAACCACUCAGCCUUAGCCACAGACCUGACCAGCCGUCAUCAUGGAUGACGGUGGACACGGCGCUUUUUGUCAUGUCAGCUGGAGAAACUAAAGAAGACACAACUUUAGUGUGUUUCACUGAGUCAAAAGACAAAGAAAAGUAUAUUUGGAAAGGAGAGUUGAAUGCUGGGACAUACCACCUGCUUCCCUUCACCACUGGCUGCAGGCUAAAAAAAAGGAGCAAAAAGAGUCCAUCUAGUAAACCUGUGGAGCUAGUCUACAGGACUGACACUGAAGAACUAGACCUUACUAGGGAGUUCAGGGAGGUGCUGUCUGACAUUUUUGAGAUGAUCGACCUGGAUGGCAACGGUUUGCUCAGCCUGGAGGAGUACAAUUUCUUUGAGCUCAGAACCAGUGGAGAAAAGUGUGAUAAGGAUGCCUGGGCCAUCUGCAAAGAAAACUUUGAUAUGAGAAAAAACCAGCUGACACGACAAGGAUUCAUGGAGCUGAACCUGAUGGAGGCCACAGAGAAAGAUGGUGAUCCUGCAGACCUGUGGGUCACCCUGGAAGCCAUGGGUUACAACCGUAUGCUGGAGCUAGUAGAGGCCUGUCCAUUCCAGAUAGAUGUUCACUGUGAAAGCACUCAGCCAUCCAUCCAGCCACUCAGUAUGGAUUCAGGACCCAAGCUUCUUAACCAAGCACUCCAAAAGUCCAUCACAGCCAGGACAGGGGCCAAAGCACUGAGAGGACAUGAAAAUGUGCUCAUCUACACAUACAGAGGGGAGCACAGGAUCUCCUCCCUAAUUACCAACAAGACUAACCAGAAAGUGACUGUGCAUGUAAACAACGAGCAGGGCAGGAACUGCUGCAGCAGCAGAGGCAUGACCGUGUUUGCUGUAGAAGUGCCAGCCAGGACUAAAAUGGUGUGCCAACACGUCCUACCCAUCAACGAAAAACAGGACUGGAUCUACAGCUGUGUGGAAACCAUACUACCUGGCAUGUAAAGUUAUCCAACCUGAAAAUGCAGCUCUUUAUAAUCUAGUUAUUGAUUUGACGGGCUAAAAUUUAUUCAUCAAGGUUUUAGAUAGGAGAACUAAAGAGUAAUUUGUUCUGUAUCCACUGGCAUUAUAUCAUGAAUGUGAAUUAUCAUAACUUGUUCUAAUGAUUAUGUGUAUUUUUACUGUGAGAAAUGGAUCUCACUGCCUAAUCAGUUCAGCUGUCUGACAUGUUACCUGGCCUGUAAUACUGAAUGUGUCAGUAGCGGAUGACUUUGUACAAUGUCUGAUUUAUAAUGGAAAGAUUUAACAAAUUUCCUUUUGUUAAAUUGUUUUAUUUUCCUUCUGUUGUUUAUUAUUAAUAUUAUUUCUCUUGGUUGAAUAUUUCUAACAUUUCCAAAAUUAUUUUAUCAUGCCACAUUAGAGUGUUGUUUAAUUAUUAAGGGCAAGACAAUACUUGUUUUUUUUUUUUGUUUUUUUUUUAACAUUAAAAACCAUUUUUAAUAACUCAUGUCAUGCAACAGCGCUCAUGUUGCUGAAUGUAAUUACCAUGUUGUUUCAGCAGGACAGAUUAAAGGAAAAGAACAAAGUUUCA
Messenger RNA from Archocentrus centrarchus (flier cichlid), 2664 nucleotides. It is a transcript of the gene efcab7, whose product is annotated as EF-hand calcium binding domain 7. Gene Ontology annotation, cellular component: plasma membrane protein complex; ciliary membrane. The record is from RefSeq and is a predicted model, not a curated record. Gene Ontology annotation, molecular function: calcium ion binding. Bases 225 to 2078 code for a protein of 617 amino acids. The transcript has 13 exons. Gene Ontology annotation, biological process: positive regulation of protein localization to ciliary membrane. NCBI's taxonomy places the organism in Eukaryota, Metazoa, Chordata, Actinopteri, Cichliformes, Cichlidae.